Pangasianodon hypophthalmus (striped catfish) is the source of this 2559-nucleotide messenger RNA. RefSeq names its product dual-specificity tyrosine-(Y)-phosphorylation regulated kinase 2 (gene dyrk2). Gene Ontology annotation, molecular function: protein serine/threonine kinase activity; protein serine/threonine/tyrosine kinase activity; ATP binding. Lineage: Eukaryota; Metazoa; Chordata; Actinopteri; Siluriformes; Pangasiidae. The record is from RefSeq and is a predicted model, not a curated record. The transcript is spliced from 3 exons. Gene Ontology annotation, cellular component: nucleus. Gene Ontology annotation, biological process: peptidyl-serine phosphorylation; peptidyl-threonine phosphorylation. Bases 829 to 2400 code for a protein of 523 amino acids.
AGGUGGAGGCCAGCCGGGGACUGUAGAUAAACCAGGCAACACCCAUAGCGACUCACUCAGUGCUUUGCUCAGAGAGCGCCACAGAAGGCGCUUAUUACCAUGCUAGCACCGGAAGUCGCCGGCUGUCCGCGCGUGUACAGUCGGCUCGGUGUGCUGGUGCUCGGUGUGCUGGUGGCGGCGGCGCGGUGGGGCUGCGCGGUGGGGCUGCGCGCGGGGAGGCGGCUGUCGGUGGUGUGAGCGGCCCUCAUGUGGACUCGCGCGUCUGGAUGUAGCUGAUUGGAGUCGGUGCUGAAUCGCGCAGCCAGCAGGGGGAGGAGGGCAGUUUCAGGAGUGGGGUGUUUCUCUCUCUCUCUCUCUCUCUCUCUCUCUCUCUGUGCGUGUGUGUGUGAGUGUGUGUGUGUGUGAGAGACUCUCCAGCGGCCAUGUUAACCAAGAAACCCUGCGCUGCCGUCUACCCGACUGGUAAGAAGCCUGGAGUGUGAUUGUAAGCGCUCUUUAAAACAGCCCUCGGCGCGGUUAUGCCGCACACUGGACGCUGGAUUAGACGUGUUUAUUCACUCCGGAAUAACGCGAAGCUUUGAGAAAAACCAGGCGCUUUCGCUUUUCUAACCGAAAUCGAUGUUUGCUACACAGUAGCUUGUAGCUGUAGCCGUGUUUUCCUGCUUUAUCCUCAGUGCUGGGCUUCUCUUUACACAUGCUGAAGGUAAAGGGGGUGAGCUGUGCACCGGGGCUGUCCGGUCUGGAGCAGGGAGCGAGCCGCCAUCACCCAUCACACUGCCACCUCUCAGGAACAGCAACUCGCUCACGGUUGGAGGCAAUAAGAACACGAUGAAUGACCAUCUGCAUGUCGGAAACCACCAGCAGAUCCACGUUCAACAGCUGUUUGAGGAAAACAGCAAUAAGAGGACAGUGUUGACGACACAGCCAAAUGGGUUGACGCCAGUAGGCCGAGCAGGCUUGCCCUUGCCGGAGAGGCAACAAGAAAGCAGCCAGUGUAGGGAGGGCAGUUCCGCCUCCACCAAAUCCACUGAAAGCAAGCCCAAGAUAGCUCCUAUUACUCCUGAGCAGGCCAUGAAGCAGUACAUGUCCAAACUGACAGCAUUUGAACACCAGGAGAUUUUCAACUACCCUGAAAUAUACUUCAUAGGACCAAAUGCUAAGAAACGGCCAGGUGUGGUCGGGGGCUCAAAUAAUGGUGGUUAUGAUGAUGAUCAGGGCUCUUAUAUCCAUGUACCUCAUGACCACAUAGCCUACAGGUACGAGGUAUUGAAGGUCAUUGGUAAGGGCAGUUUUGGACAAGUAGUGAAGGCCUAUGACCACAAGGCCCACCAGCAUGUGGCUUUGAAAAUGGUGCGCAACGAGAAGCGGUUUCAUCGCCAAGCAGCCGAGGAGAUUCGGAUCCUGGAGCACUUGCGCAAGCAGGACAAAGACUCUACUAUGAAUGUCAUCCACAUGCUGGAGCACUUCACAUUCCGCAACCACAUCUGCAUGACAUUCGAGUUACUCAGCAUGAACCUGUAUGAGCUCAUAAAGAAAAACAAGUUUCAGGGCUUCAGCUUGCCGCUGGUGCGCAAGUUUGCGCACUCCAUUCUGCAGUGUCUGGACUCCCUGCACAAAAACAGGAUCAUUCAUUGUGACCUCAAACCCGAGAACAUCCUCCUGAAGCAGCAGGGACGCAGUGGGAUAAAAGUGAUCGACUUCGGAUCCAGCUGCUUUGAACACCAGCGGGUCUAUACUUACAUCCAGUCACGCUUUUAUAGGGCACCGGAGGUCAUUCUGGGCUCUCGGUAUGGGAUGCCAAUCGAUAUGUGGAGCCUGGGUUGUAUUUUAGCGGAAUUACUAACGGGGUACCCUCUCUUGCCUGGGGAAGAUGAAGGGGACCAACUAGCAUGUGUCAUAGAGCUACUGGGCAUGCCCUCCCAGAAGCUGUUGGAUUCGUCUAAGAGAGCCAAAAAUUUUGUCAGCUCGAAGGGAUAUCCUCGUUACUGCACAGUCACAACCUUACCUGAUGGCACUGUAGCACUAAACGGUGGACGGUCACGUAGGGGCAAGCUUCGAGGUCCACCAGGAAGCAAGGAUUGGGUAACAGCGCUUAAGGGCUGUGACGACCCCCUUUUUCUGGACUUCCUCAAGCAAUGUCUGGAGUGGGACCCGGCUUUGCGCAUGACUCCAAGUCAGGCCCUCCGCCACCCGUGGCUGAGAAGACGCUUGCCAAAACCUCCCACUGGGGAGAAAACUACCGUAAAGCGAAUCACUGAGGGCACAGGUGCUAUAACCUCUAUCUCCAAAUUACCUCCCACAUCAAGUUCAGCCUCAAAGUUAAGGACUAACCUGGCACAAAUGACUGAUGCCAAUGGGAAUAUACAGCAGAGGACAGUGUUGCCAAAAUUAGUCAGCUGAAUACUAAUUUUUUUUGUUUGGUUCUUUGUUUUGUUUCUAUAAAUGUUGGUAUUUAAAUGUGGAAAGGUGAGCAUCCACAAGUGUGAAAGGUUUUAGGAAUAUAGUCUUUAAUCCAUCAUUUAUUUACAGAUUUGUAGCACCUUUUUUUUUUUUUUUUUG